UUUUAUUAAUAAAUUAUGGUUCCAAUAAUUGAAAUUCUAGGUGUUUGAACUCAUUUGUGAAGUGUACCACUUCAACUCCAAAUUGGCUGCGUCUCCUGCGGGGACCUCGGCUUGGCCGCUCAACCCUGCGGCAACUGGGGGAAAGGGCAGUAAUGUCAACCAAAACAGUCAUUUAUUAAGUACCUACUCUGAGCAGGCGCCAGGAAGUCUUUGCCACACAGAAAGAAUACAACGUACUUGGACAGAAAUGCAAAUACCGGAUUUAUUCAAACAAAUACUUGAGGACAUAACAAGACCAGUAAAGGUCUCUUCAAGAAAGUGGCCCGGGAGCUGAGCCUGGAAAAAAGCCAAAAUUUCAGAGAGGAAGAAGGGCCGGCUCGGAAAAUGCAUUUCGAAAUAUCGCGGCCUUUCGCGGCUGCCGUAGCUCCGGAAGCCGAGCCCGAAGUUGUCAAGCGCCGGAAAUGCUUCGUGCGCCUGCGAAACAGACAGGAAGUGGGGCGAGAGGAGACGAAUUUCGCGGUCGUUUUGACCCGCUUCGGUUCCUGUUCAGCGGGCUCUCGGCUUCUGCUGCCAUGGCAGAGUACGCUUCAGUCAAGUCCACCAAGUUGGUGCUGAAGGGCACAAAGGCGAAGAGUAAGAAGAAGAAGAACAAAGAGAAGAAGAGGAGAAGGGAGGAAGAUGAAGAAAGCCAGCUGGACUGUGUCGGGAACUGGUGGGCAGUCCGAAAUUUUGGUGAAAUUUCUGGAACCAUAGCCAUUGAAAUGGAUAAAGGAACCUACGUCCAUGCCCUCGACAAUGGUCUCUUCACCCUUGGAGCACCCCAUAAAGAAGAUGACGAGGGCCCCAGUCCUCCCGAACAACUCACAGCGGUCAAGCUCUCUGAUUCCAGAAUCGCUCUCAAGUCUGGCUACGGAAAGUAUCUUGGAAUAAAUUCAGAGGGCCUCGUGGUGGGGCGAUCCGAUGCCAUAGGACCCCGGGAGCAGUGGGAGCCGGUCUUUCAGGAUGGAAAGAUGGCUUUGCUGGCUUCAAAUAGCUGCUUUAUUAGAUGCAAUGAAGGUGGAGAUAUAGAAGCCAAGAGCAAAACUGCAGGAGAAGAAGAAAUGAUCAAGAUUCGUUCUUGCGCAGAAAGAGAAACUAAGAAAAAAGAUGACAUUCCCGAAGAAGACAAAGGAAAUGUGAAGCAGUGUGAAAUCAACUAUGUGAAGAAAUUCCAGAGCUUCCAAGACCACAAACUGAAAAUCAGCAAAGAAGACAGCAAAGCCCUUAAGAGGGCGCGCAAGGAUGGCCUUUUCCAUGAGACGCUCCUGGACAGGAGAGUCAAGUUGAAAGCUGACAGAUACUGCAAGUGAGGAAGAUAUUAGCCGGCCGUUCUCAUUUUGGUUGUUAUUCCAGAAUAAAACGCUCCACAGAUGUGAUUCUUUGUAAAAAAAAAAAAAAGUUGUUUCCUUGAUGUCGGUGAGGGAUGCCCACGUGAGGCGGCCCGGUGGCCUCCCUCCCUGGGGCGCAGUGCUGGCAGGGAGCUUGGCCGGAUGAAGUGCUUCGGACCCAGAGGAGCCCUGACCCAUCACCCGGAGUCCGCCUUUGGGUGGGACCGACAUCUCCCCAGGCCCCAAGGUUAUAAUGAGGCGAACCUUGAUUUCAAAGGCUAUUGGAGAGAAACUGAGCCCCACACUGAAGAAACAGAAGGCGCCUACCCAAAGCCUACCGUGUCUAAUGAACAGGACUCCCAGGCCUGGGGCGGGCAGGCGGGCACCUCGGCCCAUGGGAGCUGUGGCAGAGGAGGCGUCUAGGGCCAGAGCAGGGCGGGCCCUCUUGGCUCUCCAUUGGCCAGGCGCUUCCCUCUGGGGACUGGAGCAGAGCGGAAGCCUUGCUGUUCACAACCAACCAGUAUCCCGUCCCUCGAUGACUCCGGCUCCCAGGAAGGGAAGCAACGACAAUGUCUCCCCGUGUUACAGAUGAGGGGAGAGGGCCCAGGGGGCGAGGCCGCUUGGUUUUGGUGUUCCAGUUGGCACCCUACGCGUGCUACCCACCCACCCAAUAAAGGUUUCCUUUGGAUUGA
This is a messenger RNA of Monodelphis domestica (gray short-tailed opossum), 2059 nucleotides long. It is a transcript of the gene FRG1, whose product is annotated as FSHD region gene 1. NCBI's taxonomy places the organism in Eukaryota, Metazoa, Chordata, Mammalia, Didelphimorphia, Didelphidae. The record is from RefSeq and is a predicted model, not a curated record. Gene Ontology annotation, cellular component: catalytic step 2 spliceosome; nucleolus; striated muscle dense body. Gene Ontology annotation, molecular function: actin filament binding.